Molecule: messenger RNA, 1588 nt
Organism: Annulohypoxylon maeteangense
Lineage: Eukaryota; Fungi; Ascomycota; Sordariomycetes; Xylariales; Hypoxylaceae
Exons: 3
Coding region: 73-1305 (410 amino acids)
Molecular function (GO): protein binding
Source: RefSeq, a predicted model, not a curated record
CAAGGACUAAACUAAAUGCUUCUCAGACAUCCUUCUUCUCUGUGAUCGAUAACAUACAGAGGGUAUCUCACAAUGGCUUCAAAUAAUAGCCAUAGCCAUUUAUUCCGCCUACCUUUAGAAAUACAAUGGUGGAUAUUGCGAUAUCUAGACGCUGGCUGUCAGGCCUCCUUCCUACAGACUUGUCACCGAGCUCGGGAUAUCGUGGAACCAUUGUUAUACCAUAAGGUAUUCACAAAAAUCGGCACACAUAAUGACACCGCUGGUCUCGUAGAAUUCUUGCUCAGGCGACCUCACGUCGCGGGCUUCAUACACUUCCUCGUACUUGACGAAUUUCACCCAGUCGCUUAUCGGCAGCUUAUGUCUACCGUCUUCCCAAAUCUCGAGAGCAUAAUUAUGCAACAUGACGGAGAGUUCGUGGAUAUCGACGAGAAAGAAAGGCAGCUUUUGAAUGAGCAUGUUAAGGAACAGCCUAACUUGACGAAUUUGACAUUCUCCAUCGAGAAGGACAAUUGGGAUGCUGUCACCUUCGCCGCAGAUGACGCCACCUUAUUUCGCCAUAAGAAGCUGAGGCGCAUGCGGAUCUCCUACAUCGACUUUUCAGCAUUCGGCGAAUUGGACGCGGAUUACUUCCAGCAUUCCAACUUAAGGGUGCUCUUCUUCGAGUUAUGUUGGUACAAUCAAGACGCUAUGGCUCGACUUGUAGCACCAACGGGCAAAUUGCAAAAUCUCUUGAUUGGCCAUAACGAUCAACUACCAUUCUCGGAAAAGCUCUAUCCUACUAUAUUAGCUCCAGCUCGAGAAAGCUUACGGAUAUUGGACCUCACAUGGCGAUGGAAGAUCCCCAUAGAGGACAAGGGAAUGGAUUUCACCCAAUUCCCAAACCUCCAUUUUCUCCGUGUACCCCCUGUCUACCUUCUUGGAAGCGCUUAUAUGGAUGACGCGGCAUUACCAGAUCUCAUCCGUACAAGAUUCCCCCCGAAUCUGAAGAUGCUCCUUCUGGAAAAUAUCGUGCCUCGUUCCAUCCGAGUCAUGAAUGAACGAGGUGUCGUGUUUCCCGGAUAUCCGCCUCCAGGCUAUACCCUCGAGUUGACGCUCAUGCCGCGGGAUUAUCAGCUAAUCCGUUUCUUGAUCACCGAGAAGCAUAACGUGUUGCCCCGGCUCAAGUAUGUCCUGAUGUAUUAUAUGGAAUUCAUGCAAGACCCUGCAGACCUUUAUCCGUUGGCUAAGGAGAAUGGGGUUACGCUUGGUCCUUUACUCGCUACCGACUACGUGAAUCCUUUAUUAGACUGGCUGGAUGAGCUCUGAGCCACGAUGGAAUUCCGGCGCUUCCGGCUCGGGACCGGUAGUCCAAUUCGGCAUUAUAAUAAUUAUAUAACAAGGUUUUCGGGUCACACGAAAUAGCAAGCCGAUACUGAAAUGUAAAUAUCUAAAAUAAUUUCGCACGGAGCCAAAUCAACCAUGACCGAGACUCUUAAUAAUUGACUUAUAUGCCUCAACCCACCAAAUAUUUUCAAUCCUCUGGUCAGCUACUCAGGACUUUGAAGGGACAACCCCAGAAAGGGGGUUUAAUGCUGUGCGACGCGAGUUG